Messenger RNA from Cannabis sativa, 1521 nucleotides. Its product is annotated as 15-cis-zeta-carotene isomerase, chloroplastic. Gene Ontology annotation, biological process: carotene biosynthetic process. Gene Ontology annotation, cellular component: chloroplast. The record is from RefSeq and is a predicted model, not a curated record. Lineage: Eukaryota; Viridiplantae; Streptophyta; Magnoliopsida; Rosales; Cannabaceae. The transcript is spliced from 4 exons. Gene Ontology annotation, molecular function: 9,15,9'-tri-cis-zeta-carotene isomerase activity. The coding region runs from base 236 to 1357 and encodes 373 amino acids.
CAAUAGGCCACGUCCCCCCACUCCCCAGCUGCAAUAACAAUAAGACAUCAUCAUUCUUUGUGUCUUGUCCACUAACUGUCCAAAACCACCACUCAACAGCAUACUUUCCUUUAGAUACCUUACACUUCUCAUCUCAUCUCUCUUCUUUAAUUAAUCUUAAUUAAUUAAUACAAAUUCUCUCUUAAAACCACCAAACCCAAAUGAAAUCCUUCCAACACUAACAUAAGCCAUAACAAUGGCCACCUUCUCCUCAUCUUUCGCUACUCUCCUUUCAAGUUCAAUCCCCUACCCACUCACCCGCCACGCCUGCAACUUUCCCACCAUCCAAAGAAUUGUCAAAUUCCCCAAUUCAACUUCAACCUUUCUUCCUCUGAAACUUAAUCCUCUACACCUCACUCAAUUUUCUUUUCUUACUUCUUCCGCUGGAUUCCGCCUCGCCGGCAGCUCCGUUGGAAACGCCGAACCUGAUGGUGAAGAUCCACCGCUUGUCGGUGAGGACUCUGCCGUCUUCGAAUUGGCCAAGCAGAAAUUAUCUUCGUGGGUUUACUUCGCUGGGAUUCUGGGAACAGUUUUAUUCGUGCUCGACGUUGCCUGGCUCGAUAACUCUACUGGUUAUGGAAAAGCCUUCAUUGAUGCCGUUUCCGGACUCUCCGAUAGCCACGAGGUAGUAAUGCUGCUUCUCAUUGUAAUUUUUGCAACUGUGCACAGUGGCUUGGCUAGUUUAAGAGACAUGGGUGAGAAAAUCAUUGGAGAACGGGCUUUCCGUGUUUUGUUUGCUGGAACUUCCUUACCAUUGGCUGUCAGUACUGUUGUGUACUUUAUUAACCACAGAUAUGAUGGGCAACAACUAUGGCAGCUUCAGGAUGUUCCUGGACUCCAUCAGUUUCUAUGGCUUUCUUCUUUUGUUUCCUUCUUCUUCCUCUACCCUUCCACUUUUAAUCUACUAGAGGUAGCAGCAGUUGACAAGCCCAAAAUGCAUCUUUGGGAAACUGGGGUAAUGAGAAUUACAAGGCAUCCUCAGAUGGUUGGACAGGUUAUUUGGUGCAUUGCUCACACGAUCUGGAUAGGGAACUCUGUGGCAGUGGCAGCCUCAGUUGGCUUAAUUGGACACCAUCUUUUUGGUGUUUGGAAUGGUGACAGAAGAUUAGCCAUAAGAUAUGGGGACAAUUUUGAGGCUGUGAAGAGAAGAACUUCUGUCGUACCCUUUGCAGCAAUUCUUGACGGGCGACAAAAGUUGCCGAAAGAUUAUUAUAAGGAAUUCCUUCGGUUACCUUAUGUAGCCAUCACUGCAGUAACUAUAGGUGCAUAUCUUGCACACCCUCUGAUGCAGGCAGGCAGUUUUGGACUUCAUUGGUAGGGCGACAGAUUUUUAUUUUGAUUGGAACUAAAAGAUGAACAAGAGAUGAAUUACAACAAAAUUAAGCAUAUACUUCGGAUAAGUUACUAUUGAUCCCAUAGUUAUAUUGCCUUCUUUACUUAGUUCGAGUCUCUAUUUUACCUCAAUAAAUAGUUUUUACUUUA